Salvia splendens (bonfire salvia) is the source of this 780-nucleotide messenger RNA. RefSeq names its product ethylene-responsive transcription factor ERF011. Gene Ontology annotation, biological process: regulation of DNA-templated transcription. The transcript has a single exon. NCBI's taxonomy places the organism in Eukaryota, Viridiplantae, Streptophyta, Magnoliopsida, Lamiales, Lamiaceae. Bases 103 to 567 code for a protein of 154 amino acids. The record is from RefSeq and is a predicted model, not a curated record. Gene Ontology annotation, molecular function: DNA binding; DNA-binding transcription factor activity.
CCCAUCAUUUCAUUCUUCUCCUUCUUCUCAUAUUCUCUCUAACUCCAAUCUAACCCUAACCUAAUUCAAUUUUCCCCCCAAAUUCCCCCAAAGCCUCAAUCCAUGGAAGCUGCCGUCUGCUUCUCCCCUUCCUCCACCUCCUCCUCCUCCUCGGAGCCCCCCAACAAGCGCAAGCUCGCCGCCGAGAAGCCCUACCGUGGAAUCCGGAUGCGCAAGUGGGGGAAAUGGGUCGCCGAAAUCAGAGAGCCCAACAAGCGCUCCCGAAUCUGGCUCGGUUCCUACUCCACCCCAAUCGCCGCCGCCCGCGCCUACGACACCGCCGUCUUCCACCUCCGCGGCCCCUCCGGCCGCCUCAACUUCCCCGAAUCCGUCCCCGACUACGCCGCCGACCUCCAGAAGGACCUCUCCGCCGCCGCCAUCAGGAAAAAAGCCACCGAGGUCGGCGCAAGAUUCGACGCCAUGAUUGCCGCCGGCCGCGCCCCCGCCGCCCCGAUCAAAUCGGGCCGGGCCGACCAGAAGCCCGAUUUGAAUGAGUAUCCGAGUCCUGAGUCUUCGGAGGAGAAUUGAGUUUGUUUUUUUUGGUGGGGGAUUUUUAUUUUAUUUUUAGUUGGAUUUAAAAUUUAAAAAAAGGAGAUGUAUAUCUAUAAGGGGAAAUUGGAUUAUAGAGAAAAAAUCUUGCUUUUGUUUAAAAUUUAGUUUGGUGAUUGGAGAUUAAAUUGUAUAAUUCUUAGUUGGAUUAGCAAUGGGAAUUGAUUUUGUCGUUUUCUCUCUUUGGAAAAA